AACGAGAGAGAGAGAGAGAGAGGAAGCUCCGCGGCGUUCCGCACCGCUCUCGUGCCCUCUAACUGCCUAUAUUCUUAUCAUUCCCAAAAUACCCCUCCUCCGCUACUCUCUCUUCCCCGUCUCCGCCUCACCAUGACUCUUCCCGAAAAGCCCCUCCUCAAACCUUUCCUCCUCCUCCUCUCACUCUCCUUCCUCCUCCUUCUCCUCCUCCCCCUCCUCAUCCCUUCCCAUCGCCGUUCCUCCUCCCCCUCCGCCGCCGCCGGGGGUGGCGCCGCCACUCCGCUCCUCCGAAUCCGGCCGAGCUACAAAUCCUACGACGACUACAUCAAACACCAGCUCAACAAGACCCUCAACCCCCGCCUCCGCCGCGUCUGGGCCACCCGCGACUGGGACCGCAAAGUCCUCGUCUUCGCCCGCUUCUUCUCCGACUUGAAAUCCGAAGGCCUCCUCUCGAACAGCUCCCGCGCCCUCUGCAUCGGCGCCCGCCUCGGCCAGGAGGUCGCCGCCCUCCGCCGGGUCGGCGUUGCCGACUCCGUCGGCAUGGACCUCGUCCCAGCCCCGCCUCUCGUCGUCGCCGGCGACUUCCACUCCCAGCCCUUUCCCAACGCCUCCUUCGACUUCGAGUUCUCCAACGUGUUCGACCACGCCCUCUACCCCGACCGCUUCGCCGCCGAGAUCGAGCGCACCCUCCGCCCCGGCGGCGUCGCCGUCCUCCACGUCGCCCUCCACCGCCGCGGCGAUAAGUACUCCGCCAACGACCUUUUCGGCGUCGACGGCGUCGUCGGCCUCUUCAAACAAUCCGACCUCGUCCGGGUCUCCAAGGUCGAUGGCUUCGGCCUCGACACCGAGGUCGUCCUCCGGAGGAAAAAAAGCUCUUCUUUGGCAUAAAAUCUGGGCUGCAAUAAUCUCAUUAGCAUUCUCAUGUGCGUGUGAAACGCCGGUACAA
Molecule: messenger RNA, 946 nt
Organism: Phoenix dactylifera (date palm)
Lineage: Eukaryota; Viridiplantae; Streptophyta; Magnoliopsida; Arecales; Arecaceae
Source: RefSeq, a predicted model, not a curated record